UUGAAUUUUAUUUUAGUACAAUCUGAUAAAAUGCGGCAGUUUAUAGUUCACAUCAUAUUUGGCAUCAUCAUGCAAUAUAACACCUCUGCAGAAGAGCUUGGCUUUUGCGAGGUAGUCUCUACCUGUCUUGCAGCUCAAAAAACAAUUGUUGUAGAGUCAAAGGAUUCUCUGAACAACCAAGACAACUCUGUAUUUGUAGAUUACGAACUUAUUAACGCUAAAAUCUAUGAACAAAUUACAGAAGCUGAAAAGCGAUUGGAUGUAAAACUAUCCCAACUAGAAGCUAAACUUACUCAGUUGAAAGAUGAAAGCCUCCCUAGGAGCUGUCGGGAUAUUCAAACUUCAAAUUUAGAAUCUUCCAACGAAAAUGUUUAUAACAUUUCUCUUGCGGCAUUGCCUCGAAGCACUGAUGUCUCUUGUGAUCAAACCACAGACGCAGGCGGGUGGAUUGUUUUCCAACGAAGAGUAGAUGGCUCAGAAGAUUUUUAUCGGAAUUGGGAUGAUUACGUUGAAGGUUUUGGCAACAAAGACAAAGAAUUUUGGCUUGGUUUAGAAAAUAUCCAUAACAUUGUGGAACGCGGAACUCAUGAGCUCAGAAUCGACAUGGAAGACUGGGAAGGCAACAAAGCAUAUGCAAAAUAUGGCUCUUUUUACGUCGGAGAUUUAUCAAGCAACUAUCGUUUAACUCUCGGGGAAUAUAGUGGAAACGCAGGUGAUGCACUUGGUAAUGUGCAGCAUCGAAAUAUGCCUUUCACGACCAAAGAUGCUGAUCAUGACACACACAAAUGGGGAAACUGCGCCCAACUGUUUCAUGGAGCAUUUUGGUACGGAACCUGUCACAGCACAAACUUGAACGGACUUUACAUUCAUGGUGGAAACAAUACACGACGUGGUGUUGGUGUAACUUGGUAUCAAUGGAGAGGCAAUUUUUACUCUUUGAAGUUUGCUGAAAUGAAAAUGAGAGAGAAGAUCUAACACAGAAUCGUACAAUAAACACGAAUUUAACUGAACUUUUUUUCAAAUUUAGUUUUGAAAUAUUUCAUAUCAACUAAUCUUGAAUCUGAUUUAGAAAUAUCAAUUUACCCAAUAUGUAACAUCAAGUAAUUAUUAUUCAUUCGAUUUUGAUUUUCAAAUGUAAAUAUAAAUUCAAUAUACCAUAAAAUAAAAU
Styela clava is the source of this 1168-nucleotide messenger RNA. The record is from RefSeq and is a predicted model, not a curated record. Lineage: Eukaryota; Metazoa; Chordata; Ascidiacea; Stolidobranchia; Styelidae.